GGAAAGGUCGCCCAAUUUUAUCUAUUAUCCGUAGUAUGUGAUACAAACAGAAACAAGUGAACGUAGCAAAGCGAGGGCGGGGCCUGCGUAGGUAUCAGUCUGACGAGCGUAAGGACCUCCCGCUUGCUGCCGCUCGUCCUCCCUUGUGCAGGUUCUCGCAAGCUUCAAGCUCGUAGAAGUAGCCUAGCACGUGCACGACCCGUCGUCUUAAGUACCUAGCUCUGCUGCUGGUUGACCACAACACGAUACUAGCAGAAGAGACAACAUCAAGAUGCAGCCCGUGUCCAGGUUGAUCGCGCUGAUUGCGUACGUGCUAGAGGAGUUCCCGGUGACUCUCAUCCUCCUCUGCUCAAUCGGCCCGUACUUCCGCUCCCUCUUCUACAGUGAGUGGUACAUCGACGAGUUGUUUGCGAUCGUGCGGAACGAAGAUGCGAAGAACGAGAGCUCCUGGGUGUCCGUCUUCAGCCACGACUUCUGGGGGAACCCGCUGUGGGCUAAGGGCGCCUGGACGCACAAGUCGUACCGGCCGCUGACCGUGCUGUCCUACUAUUGCAAUGAAAAAUGCCCCCACCCCCAAAGUGGCAAUAAUUUGCGAUGCGAAGUCUCCAAGUGAAAACUUUUUGUCAUGCAUGAAAGGAGUAUGAAUCUUUCCGAUGAAGAGUCUAGGCGUAUAUAGCAUUGCUUGCAUGAGAAGCGCCGCUCUUGCUGGGAUCUUCUGCAAUACAAAUUUUUGAUAUUCACGAUUGAAAGUCUGUGAUGCUGAUAAAUGCAAGAGGGCGAGUGUUUCAUUUGGAAAGGUUUGCAAUGCAGAUUCUCCCAAGUUCUGGGGCGGGGGCAUUUUUCAUUGUAAUACCUACUGUUUGGAGUUCUGGAAUAUCGGGGAUAUCAAGCCCCAACCCUUACGGGCCUUUUCCAUGUGGCUGCACGCACUGAACAGCGUCUUGCUGUACUUCGUCGCGUUGAAGUUCCACGCGGUCAAGGUCAAGAGGUUCUGCAGCUUUUCCGACGGAACAAGAAAAUCAUUCGUUAGAGCGGCUGGCGGCGGUGGUGGGAUAGUAGAGGACGUGCCAGCGUCGGACAGGCAAGGAAUUUCUGCACCGGGUUCCCCAUCUUCUGCGACCACAGGGGGGGAGAACGAUCUGGAUUUCGCCAGCAGCCCGGUAGUUCUUGGGGGGAAGAAAAAUGGAGCAAAUAGCAGCACAAGCAGCGGGGGCAGUGCGAUAUUUAGUGGGAAAAACUCCUUAAAGACGUACCUCGCAAAAUUCUUCCUGUACCACACCGACGAAGUAGAAGACGUCGUCUUCGCUAGUACAACGACAACAAUAGACGGGAGAACAAGUUCUACUUCAUCUUCCUCCGCAGCAUCUCCUGGAAAUAAAAGCCCUGGAGCUCCUCUUCUCGCCGUCGUUCCGAACGCCUGGGCCAUAACUCUCGCCUGCUGCCUCUUCGCGGCGCACCCGGUCCACGUGGAAAACGUGGUGUACUUGGUCGGGCGCGCGGACAUGAUGGCCACGGUAUUGUGAGGAAAAAUUCCCCCUCCCCAUAUCAAAACGAAGUUUCUGAUGCUGGAUUUGCGUACACAAAUCAGAUUUCUCUUGCAGAAAGUGCUUGGCGGCAUUUUCUAAGCCUGUUCGGGUAUGCAGCAGGCUAGCAAUAGCGCAUGGCAGACAGGUUUGCAGUAGCCGAAAGCGCAUGACAGAUUGGCUUUGGAAUGCGCCACAUGGCUCCUACUGCCCUAUAGGCAAGACAAAGAUGCCCACAAAUCAACACCACAAGUUUUUGUUUUGAUAUGGGGGGGAUUUUUCAUUUUGAUACACGGCCAUCUGGAUUUUGGUGUUCUACGUCUAUCUCGACAGUAACUCCGUGUCCCUGUUUCCCCUGCACGCGCUGCUGUGCUUGACCGCCGGGCUGUGCAAGGAGAGCGGGUUCAUGGUGAUUCCUUUCCUGGUCACAGUGGAAGUGACGCGGCCGAACCGGAACAUUCUGACCGGGAUGCUGUUCCUCGUCAUGUUUCUGCUCAUCUUCGGGUUCCGCAGCUACCUAACCGGUAUGGAUUGUAAAAAUGUCUGGGUCUGGAAACUUGUGAUGCUGGGUGGCGUAUCAUGAAGAGGCCACAAGUGCUGGCUCAGCAGGACAAGCUUUCGAGCUCCUAGGUGUUGCCUAUUCUGCAUGACAAACUGCGUUUCUGCAUGGCAGCAAAAUGGGGCUCUUGGGUAACGUGCAUGACAGAUCUAAGAGUCAUGCCAGACUAGCAUGACAGAUGUCGCAUUUUUCCAGACCCAGACAUUUUUGCAAUUCAUAACCGGGGGCACGUCCGCGGGGUUUUCCUUUGUGGACACGCCGAUCCAGUAUUCCGGGUCGCUGCUCACCCGGACGUUGUCCUACAUGUACCAGCACGCCUUUUACUGCAAGCUCCUGCUCUUUCCCUGGGACCUCAGUUGGGACUACUCCUACGACGCCAUCCCCCUGUUGAAAACGCAUUUCGACGACUACCGUUGUCUGUUGAUUGCCACGGUAUACCUGGGUCUGGUCGCGUUAGUCUCCCGCUUCGCGAACGGCAGGAGACGACAAAGUCGAAGUAGUGGUAAACACCCAUUCGUUGGUCGAGGGGAAGAUUUUGUGCAAACAAGUCCACAAUCCCACCAGGGCUUGGUCGGAGUGUUCUGGGUGUUGGUGCCCUUCCUCCCCGCCAGCAACCUCUUUUUUGUUGUGGGGGUCACGGUCGGGGAGCGGCUACUCUACUGUAGCACCUGCGGGAUUGCAUUCUUCGUGCCCGCGAUCAUCAACCAGCUCUGCAGCGGGUCCAUUCAAUUCUCGAGCAGAACGAAAUCCGGCCUGGGUUUUUUCCCGGCACUCAGUCCGACGACGCGCGCACCUUCCGAGGCCGAUAGCAUGUCCGAUAGCAGCAGUGCGAGCAAGGGGAGAGUGGUAUUAAUAAAGCCGGGAACAACUUUUUUGCGUGUGUAGUUCUGGAGCGUUUUUUGUGGAAUAUUUGUGGAGCAUAUUAUAGGACUUCUGGCACAUCACAUGAUCACAAACAGUUUUUCCCAGGCAUCAGUUGUUUGGAAGUAGUUUAUUUCGCAUGACAAUGUUCUCAAAAUUCGAAAUACAGUCCUCUUCCGCCUCGGCGUCGAAAGCUCCAGCGGGUAUGAUGCGGAUGAAGUAGAGCAGUUCAUCAGUCAGCAUCUGUAAGAUCGCCUUGUAGUGCCGAUGCGUGUUAUUUCAUUCGUUUCGUGUAAUCACGUUUGAUGAUGCAUAGGAUCAAGGUUAUUGUCCGUUCAUCAGGCCGCCGGACAGCAGUUGCAGUUGUUGUGUCUGUACGCAUAAUAAACAGAGCUACUACGGCCUUGAUUGUACUGCUAACUUGCCCUGCUCUGUUCAUCUUUCCUCGCUUCCAUACCCUCCAGAAAGCGUUCCCGCGGCGCGUCGCCCGCGAACAAUGCCCGGAAAAGCAAAAACCAGAACAAUCUAUCGGAAGACAAUCUGAAGCAAAUGCAGAAAACGAGCGGCACCACGACUCCAUCAUCGACGACAAAUAAGUUGUCGGGAGGGUUAGCACAAGAAUCAUCGGCAAAUACUAACUUAAGCUGCUGUCGGAUACUGGUUUUCCUUUUUUCCUUUCUCUGGCUCGCGGCGUUUGUCGUCAACUGCACCAUCCGGGUGGGGCACUGGCGCAAUCGGGAGGUCCUUUUCGGAGUGGACACGGCAAGUUGGCCCCGGAGUCUAAAGUCACAUCACCAGCUAGGAACGGUUUAUCAUAGGGAAAAUCGGUAUUUGUAGUGUGAAAAAUUUCCAGGCCUUUGUAACCUUGUUUGAUUGUAUUUGUGGCGAGCUUUUGAUACUUUUGGUUUUGGUCCUGCAGCUCUGCACGCUAUGUGUGAGAAUGCAGAUGAAUUCAAGUAGAGGAAACAACUGCACAAAAUUCUACAUGGCUGAAUCAUUCUAUCCAACACAAAAACUGAUUCACAGUUGGGAGGAAGCUUUGCACCACUACAACAUGAGCCUGGUGCUGCACGACGACAACGCGCUUACAGACUACUGCAUCGCCCAAGUGUACAUAGAAACCAGUCGGUUUGAGCUUGCGCUCCCGCGGUUCGAAAAAAUCAUGAAGGGCCACGGCAUCGGCUUUGCCGGCUACAACACUUUUGCGCUUUUUGUGGACUACGGGUUCACGCUGACAAUACUGAAAAGGUACUUAUGACAUUGAUGCUUUUCUUAUUUGCCUGUCAUGCGAGCUGGAACCACAGCUGGGAAAGACAGGAGCUUGUGCGCUUGUAGCUUGCGUUCCAUGUCGCAUUUUCAUCUCGCGUAAGUUUCUCUAGUGGCUCUCGAUGUACAAUAAAAUCAGGUAUGAGGAAGCCGUGAACGCAAUCGAGCACGGGUUGAAAAUCAAUGCGGAUCUUCCCUUAUGCCAUGUGAAGAAGAAAGUAGAAUCUGCUGAACGCAGCCUCAAUUAUUUGUGACCGUGACAUCACGUGCGAACUGUUACGAGAUAUCUUCGCGCACCCGCAUUGCAAUGCCACUCUGACUAUGCAUAGAUACUCUUACAAUUUUAGUACAAGAAAUUGAGCUGCAGAAGUUGAGAAGUUUUUCCUCUGCAAAUUUCCACGGGUGGAACGCGCUCGGGGUUGCGUACGGUAAUUUGAACAUGCUCCAGGAGGCGCAAGACGCGCUGGCUAAUGGGUUGAAGUGGGAACCCGAGCAGGCGUUUUUGUGGAGUAACAUGGCUGCUGUGUGGAUGUUGGCCGGGGCGUGGGAGCAUAUCCAAGGGACAGAUUUGGGUCGAGACAGGAUGCUGUGUGGUUUUUCAUUUUUUGCUGAAUUUAUUAUGUACGACGAGCUUUUAAUACAUUAUUGCAGCAGCCUCUGCGUGAGACGUUCGACGGAGAGAACCAGAAUAGCAUGCUCUUAAGAAAGCAGGCAUGAAAAAGAGAAGUGGGAUGGAGAAAUCACUGCAGUUGUUCCGCCCGAAAUUUCCACCGUGAUGAGCUAGGCGCAGAUGGGCUUGGUACACGUUGGUGCUUUGCGAUGAAAAUAAGCUGGAUAAAGCAGUUUUUGCAUGACAGAUGACAGAGCCCGCUCAGAGUUUGCUGGGUAGGUGCUUACCGUUUGUAGCUUUUAUAAAAAAAUGGGACGCCCUCCCCUUAGCCUCUCAACAUGACAGAUGACAGAGCCGUUGCAUUAUUGCCCCGUGAUGCAGACUAGUAUGGGGAUGAUUACUAUUGGCGUCGUGAAGAUAUACAACUGCUAUACAUUAUACAAAUUUCAGGCAAAGGCGUUGGAGAAGGAGCCGGACAACCCCGUUUUCCUGUUCAACCUGCAGAUUCUCUAUGCGGAGAAAAGAAUGCUCAUAAUGGGUAUUUGCGCGCUGCACAUUACAGAUCAUGUUUGUCAUGUCGGGUACUAGUAGCACAAGAUGAUAUAAUCGGGUACUAGUAGCACAAGAAAGAAUGCGCGCCGCUGUUAGUUUUGCACUUGUAAUAAUAUCCCCGUACUUACUUGUCAUGGCGUGGUGAGCUGCGACGGCGUUCUUCGUGCAUGGCAACAGGCUUUUGUCAUGCGCACAUGGAGUCCUCUAAGUCUACUGUCAGGCUCAGGAAUAAUGUGACACUUUUCUCAAUUCCAUACCCUCCAGUUUGCACUGAACGGACAGCCGGAAGUAAUAGAGCAACACAAGCCGAGGCUCGAGCUGUUUUACAACAGGAUGAACUAAAAAUGCAAACCAGUUUCUGUCAAUUUGCGCGGGAAGGAUGAAACAGGUUUCCUUACCGGGCUCUCGACCCGCGUCGACCACGAUGAACCAGCAUAAGUAUAUGGAAUCAUUUUCCAGGUCGCCGGAGCCAGGAUUCAGUUUCACCAUAGGUUUUUGCGCACUUUUGAUUCUGAAGUGGACAACAUGGAACUUGUUGGGCCACUCCGCAGCAAAGAACUACAUUAGAGCGAGUUCUUGAGGACCACAGUGGGCUCUAUUUUUUUUGUGUGAAAUUAAGCCAACGAAAGUAGUAGACCAAGAUCUCAAUGGAUAUUGAGGAGAGCCAGCUGCGAAGAGGCUUUCGCUGCUA
Messenger RNA from Amoebophrya sp. A120, 6062 nucleotides. The record is from the annotation of a GenBank genome assembly. Lineage: Eukaryota; Dinophyceae; Syndiniales; Amoebophryaceae.